This is a messenger RNA of Aureobasidium uvarum, 1023 nucleotides long. Lineage: Eukaryota; Fungi; Ascomycota; Dothideomycetes; Dothideales; Saccotheciaceae. The record is from the annotation of a GenBank genome assembly.
AUGAAUGCUUUGAGACGCCAGAUAUGUGUGAAUGCGCCUGUACAGCGAUGCUUCUCCACUUCGAGUCCACGGCACGCGACCUAUGGCUUCAUCGGGCUGGGUCAGAUGGGUAAACCAAANGGCUAUCGUAUGGCUCAAAAUCUACGAGCCAAGUUGCCCAGUUCCGAUAACCUGAUCAUCCACGAUGUAAACACCGAAGCAACGGCAAGAUUCGCAAAGGAGAACUCGAAUGUAGAAGUUGCAGAAGAUGUCAGAGACGUUGCUGAGAGAUCGACUGAUCAAGAAAUCCAGGAAACAAUCAUCACAGCACUCCCAGGACCAUCACAUGUCCAAAAUGUCUUCAAAUCAAUGCUCAAACCACCCACUCUGCUUCGCGACGGCGUGGACCAAGAACGCCUCUUCAUCGACUGCUCAACCAUCGACCCCCUCUCCUCCGCCCACGUCGCCGACGCCGCCCACUCCUCCGGCCAAGGCAAAUUCAUCGACGCCCCCAUGAGCGGCGGCAUCGUCGGCGCCGGGUCAGGAAAAUUAACGUUUAUGAUUGGCGCACCACCCGAACUGGUUUCUCGCGCAACAGAAGUGUUGAUGCUAAUGGGCAAACGCGUCAUCCAUCUCGGACCCCAAACCUCUGGUCUCAAAGGCAAACUCGCGAAUAACUAUUUGCUAGCACUGAACAACAUCGCCACGGCCGAAGCCAUGAAUAUGGGUGUCAAGUGGGGUUUAGAUGCUGCGGCACUGGCAGACAUGAUCAAUACCAGUACAGGCAAAUGCUGGCCCAGCGAAGUCAACAAUCCUGUUCCUGGGGUUAUGCCCGAUGCCCCUGCUAGCAAAGACUAUUCCGGCGGCUUUGGCACGGCAUUGAUGAAUAAGGAUUUGAAAUUGGCUAUGCAUGCUGCUCAACAGUUUGGUAUUGAACCGAGACUAGGUCCCAUGGCUGCGUCUAUCUACGCAGCCAUAGAGGGAAAUGACAAGUACAAGGGCAAAGACUUUUCGGUGGUAUACAAGUAUCUGCGCGGAGAGUAG